Molecule: messenger RNA, 585 nt
Organism: Strongylus vulgaris
Lineage: Eukaryota; Metazoa; Nematoda; Chromadorea; Rhabditida; Strongylidae
Source: the annotation of a GenBank genome assembly
AGAGUUCCCAAGGAGAAAUUCAAGGCUAUUCUUACCACGCUAAAUUCUUUAACGGAUUACCGUAUUGUAUGGGCCUAUGAUGGUGAACCUAUACAGGCAAAAUCACACAUAUACACUUCGAAGUGGGUACCUCAAGUAGAUGUUCUGUACGACAAUCGGACGGUGCUAUUUUUCAGCCACGGUGGUUUAAAAAGUGUAAAAGAAGCUACAUGCUCCUCUACACCGGCAAUAUUCAUGCCCGUAUUUGCUGAGCAAGUCAGAAACGGAUGGCUGGCAAAAAAUAAGGGGUACGCAGAAGUUUUUAACAAACAUACGCUCACUUCAGAGAAUCUCCAACGAACAAUGAAGCGCGUUCUCGAUAACAAGAGUUUUACCAUCAAAGCAGCACACGUAACAAAACUACUCAAUGACAAGAUUGUUCAUCCAUUGUUUCAAGGAGCUCACUACAUCAAUCGACUUUUGCGCUAUAGGGGCCGAAUGCCCGAGUACUUCUAUCCGCGUGCAAUUGACAGUGACUAUUUCUCACAUUUAGAUCUCGAUGUACUCAUCAUACCGGUUGUUCUGAUUGUUAUGGUGUCUAAGUAA